UACCAUCACUUCAGUGACACCAGACUUCACAGUGCCCUCAAGGCAUUGCACAGACACCCGUACAUCCCACUACAUCCAACCCCUCUAUGGAGGGCUUUCUAGUUAGGAUUUCUCAGCUGCUCCAUAAUGACCACAGACUUCUCACCUCAUCUUCCCACCAGGCUUCAUGGAACAGUCUACGAACCGACCACCCCACGCUGACCCCUGCUCAGCUCCACCAUCUGCUCAGCCACUACCAGCUGGGUCCUGGCCGCGGGCCCCCACCUGCUUGGGAGCCUCUCCCUGCAGACCGGGAUGCUGUGGACACAGGGGACAUCUUCGAAAGCUUCUCCUCCCAUCCGCCCCUCAUCCUGCCCUUGGGCAGCUCGCGCCUGCGCCUCUCCGGGCAGGUGACGGACGACGCCUUGCACCGUGAACUGCGCAGACUCCGCCGCCUCCUCUGGGACCUGGAGCAGCAGGAACUGCCGGCCAAUCACCGCCACGGACCUCCUGUGGCCACGCCCCCUUGAAAACCAAUAGCAAACGAGCGCGCGAGCCUUGAAAAUUCUUGGGCUGCUACUCACUGGAGCCCUCCUGAGCGCAGAACUUUCUGGGAGUUGUAGUUCUUUUCCCGCUUGGAAUGCUGGGAGUUUGAGUUUUUGGGUCGUAGAGGCUGGGACGGUGGGUAGAUGGGUGUGGGAUUGGAGUGCCAGGAGCAAUAAAGGCAUCUGUGGUAUUGA
Molecule: messenger RNA, 719 nt
Organism: Myotis lucifugus (little brown bat)
Lineage: Eukaryota; Metazoa; Chordata; Mammalia; Chiroptera; Vespertilionidae
Gene: RASIP1
Product: Ras interacting protein 1
Exons: 2
Coding region: 87-509 (140 amino acids)
Biological process (GO): angiogenesis; regulation of GTPase activity; negative regulation of Rho protein signal transduction
Cellular component (GO): cell-cell junction
Molecular function (GO): GTPase binding
Source: RefSeq, a predicted model, not a curated record